AGGUGAUGCGAGCGUCGAAAACUUUACCGACAGUUUCUAGAAAAAUUCCUAGACGCAAGUUCUCAAAUUACGUCGUCAUUUCUAAACAGAGCGCAAAAAAAUUGGAAGGACAUGUCCAAGAGGCCCUAAGGAAUGGUAGUCUGGUCCUUAUAUUACCCAAAUCGUCAAAAAAUUAUAAAAUAUUGAAAUUUAUGUAUGUCAACCGUCAAAAAAUGGCGGAUCGGACUCACCUGCAUCAAUUUAUUCGUAAUAUAAAUAUUUCUGUAAAUCAUGUGUCCAAAUGGGUACCAGACUACCAUUCUUUGGGUCAGAUAGAACAAAACGAGCAUUCAAGGGAUGAUGUAUGUACAAGCCUCCAGGAGACAGUUUCGUAUUCGAGAAAGAAUAAAACUUUUUCAAGUAGUACGCCGCCCCCAAGGGUGAACAGAAUUGUAACCUUUGGUGGGAAAUAAAUUAAGAAAUAAGAAUUUUUCAAGUAAGUAGUUCAUUAAUUAUACCUAUAUCUCUCACAAAUCUGUUUCCUUUAUAUUCAUGCAUCCCAUAUGUCUCUACAUUCCUUACAUCCCUCCAUCCCUUACAUGCCAACAUUCCAUACACCCCCGCAACCUUUACAUCCUGCGGAAUCUUCU
Osmia bicornis bicornis is the source of this 629-nucleotide messenger RNA. RefSeq lists its product as uncharacterized. The transcript has 2 exons. The coding region runs from base 6 to 452 and encodes 148 amino acids. NCBI's taxonomy places the organism in Eukaryota, Metazoa, Arthropoda, Insecta, Hymenoptera, Megachilidae. The record is from RefSeq and is a predicted model, not a curated record.